This is a messenger RNA of Octodon degus (degu), 1537 nucleotides long. It is a transcript of the gene Inhba, whose product is annotated as inhibin beta A subunit. The record is from RefSeq and is a predicted model, not a curated record. Gene Ontology annotation, biological process: SMAD protein signal transduction; BMP signaling pathway. NCBI's taxonomy places the organism in Eukaryota, Metazoa, Chordata, Mammalia, Rodentia, Octodontidae. Gene Ontology annotation, molecular function: growth factor activity; cytokine activity; hormone activity. Gene Ontology annotation, cellular component: extracellular region. The coding region runs from base 125 to 1396 and encodes 423 amino acids. The transcript is spliced from 2 exons.
AGAAUUUGCUGAUGAGUAAAAGAAAAAAAAAAAAAAAAUAAAAAAAAAAAAAAAACCUGUGCGUGAGGGGGGAGGAAAAGCGAGGCCUUUUAAAGAGGCAAUCACAACAACUUUUGCUGCCAGAAUGCCCUUUCUCUGGCUGCGAGGAUUUCUGUGGGCAAGUUGCUGGAUUAUAGUGAAGAGCUCCCCCACCCCGGGGUCCGAGGGGCACGGUGCAGCCAACUGUCCUUCCUGCGCGCUGGCCACCCUCCCAAAGGAUGUACCCAACUCCCAGCCAGAGAUGGUGGAAGCCGUUAAGAAGCACAUCUUAAACAUGCUGCACUUGAAGAAGAGACCCGAUGUCACCCAGCCGGUGCCCAAGGCGGCGCUUCUGAACGCGAUCAGAAAGCUUCAUGUGGGCAAAGUGGGGGAGAACGGGUACGUGGAGAUAGAAGAUGACAUCGGCAGGAGGGCAGAAAUGAAUGAACUGCUGGAGCAGACCUCGGAGAUCAUCACGUUCGCGGAAUCAGGCUCAGCCAGAAAGACGCUGCACUUUGAGAUUUCCAAGGAAGGCAGUGACCUGUCCGUGGUGGAGCGUGCAGAAGUGUGGCUCUUCCUGAAAGUCCCCAAGGCCAACAGAACGAGGACCAAAGUCACCAUCCGUCUCUUCCAGCAGCAGAAGCACCCACAGGGAAGCUUGGACACAGGCGAUGAGGCCGAGGAAGAGGGCCUAAAGGGGGAUAGGAGUGAACAGUUGCUGUCGGAGAAGGUGGUGGAUGCACGGAAGAGCACCUGGCAUAUCUUCCCUGUCUCCAGCAGCAUCCAGAGGCUGCUGGACCAGGGAAAGACCUCCCUGGACAUGCGGAUUGCCUGCGAGCAGUGCCAGGAGAGCGGGGCCAGCCUGGUACUCCUGGGCAAGAAGAAGAAGAAAGGAGAAGAGGGAGACGGGAAAAAGAAGGAUGGAGGAGAAGGUACGGUGGAGGAGGAGAAGGAGCAGUCACACAGACCUUUCCUCAUGCUACAAGCCAGGCAGUCUGAAGAUCAUCCUCACCGCAGGCGCCGGCGGGGCUUGGAGUGUGACGGCAAGGUCAACAUCUGCUGUAAGAAGCAAUUCUUCGUCAGCUUCAAAGACAUUGGUUGGAAUGACUGGAUCAUUGCUCCCUCUGGCUACCAUGCCAACUACUGUGAGGGUGAGUGCCCCAGCCACAUAGCAGGCACGUCGGGGUCCUCGCUUUCCUUCCACUCAACAGUUAUCAACCACUACCGCAUGCGGGGUCACAGCCCCUUUGCCAACCUCAAGUCAUGCUGUGUGCCCACCAAGCUGAGACCUAUGUCGAUGCUGUACUAUGAUGAUGGCCAAAACAUCAUCAAAAAGGACAUUCAGAACAUGAUCGUGGAAGAGUGCGGGUGCUCCUAGAGUUACCCGGCGUGGGGGGAAAGGGAGCUAGAGUUGCCGGGCGAAGACAGUGGCAAAAAUGAAGAUUUUUUUUUUAAGGUUUCUGAGUUAAGCAACCAGAAAACAUAGAAAUUUUUGAAAAAAUUAAAAAAAAAACAACAA